AUGUCGGUGCAGGACAUCCCCGCCGGCCAGGCCGUGUACGCCCAGGACGAGAAUGGAAGGCCAUUCAUCAUUGUCCGCGAGCAGGGCAGGAAGGUCCGCACUCACGGUCUCGAGGCUAUCCGCUCGCACAUCCUCGCCGCCCGCUCCGUCACCAACAUUAUCAAGUCGUCGCUCGGCCCCCGUGGUCUUGACAAGAUCCUCAUCUCCCCCGAUGGUGACAUUACAGUCACCAACGACGGCGCUACCAUUCUCGGCCUCAUGGAGGUCGACCACCAGAUUGCCAAGCUCCUUGUUGAGUCGCAGGACGACGAGAUUGGUGACGGUACCACUGGUGUUGUUGUCCUCGCCGGUGCCCUCCUGUCUUCGGCCCUCUCGCUGAUUGACCGCGGCAUCCACCCCAUCCGUAUUGCCGACGGUUACGAGAAGGCGUGUGAGAUUGCCGUUGCCGAGCUCGACCGCGUCGCCGACGAGAUCACGUUCAGCCAGGAGGACACCUCCAACCUUGUGCGCACUGCCAAGACCUCGCUCGGCUCCAAGAUUGUGUCGAUUGCCCACGACAAGUUUGCCAACAUUGCCGUCGACGCCGUCAUGUCCGUUGCCGACCUCGACCGCCGUGACGUCGACUUUGAGCUCAUCAAGGUCGACGGCAAGGUCGGUGGUGCGCUCGAGGACACUUCGCUCGUCAAGGGUGUCAUUGUCGACAAGGACUUUUCGCACCCCCAGAUGCCCACUGUCGUGCGCGACGCCAAGAUUGCCAUCCUCACCUGUCCCUUUGAGCCUCCCCGCCCCAAGACCAAGCACAAGCUUGACAUUGAGAGCGUCGAGGAGUACAAGAAGCUCCGCGAGUACGAGAAGGAGAAGUUCCUCGAGAUGAUCAGGAUGGUCAAGGACACUGGCGCCAACCUCGUCAUUUGCCAGUGGGGCUUUGACGACGAGGCCAACCACCUGCUCAUGCAGAACGAGCUCCCUGCCGUCCGCUGGGUCGGUGGCCCCGAGAUUGAGCUUAUUGCUAUUGCCACCAACGGCCGCAUCGUGCCCCGUUUCGAGGACCUCUCGGCCGACAAGCUCGGCAAGGCCGGUCUCGUCCGCGAGCUCUCGUUCGGUACCACCAAGGAGAAGAUGCUCGUCAUUGAGGAGUGCGCCAACUCGCGCGCCGUCACCGUCUUCGUCCGCGGCUCCAACAAGAUGAUCAUUGACGAGGCCAAGCGUGCCCUCCACGACUCGAUCUGUGUCGUCCGCAACAUUAUCAGGGAUAACCGCGUCGUCUACGGUGGUGGUGCCGCUGAGAUCUGCGCGUCGCUGGCAGUUGCCAAGAAGGCCGACGAGACCGCCAGCAUUGAGCAGUACGCCAUGCGCGCGUUCGCCACCGCCCUCGACUCUAUCCCCCUUGCCCUCGCCGAGAACUCGGGUCUGUCCCCUAUAGAUGCCCUCUCGGCCGUCAAGGCCGCCCAGGUGAAGGAGAACAACCCCCGUCUCGGCAUUGACUGCAUGGGCUACGGUGACAACGACAUGUCGAAGCAGUUUGUCAUCGACCCCCUUAUCUCCAAGCGCUCGCAGCUCCGCCUGGCAACGCAGGUCGUGCGCAUGAUCCUGAAGGUCGACGAUGUCAUAGACGGCAGCGCCUUCAACAACGAGAUGAUGUAA
Apiotrichum porosum is the source of this 1644-nucleotide messenger RNA. It is a transcript of the gene CCT5, whose product is annotated as T-complex protein 1 subunit epsilon. The transcript is spliced from 10 exons. Gene Ontology annotation, cellular component: chaperonin-containing T-complex. Gene Ontology annotation, biological process: protein folding. Bases 1 to 1644 code for a protein of 547 amino acids. The record is from RefSeq and is a predicted model, not a curated record. Gene Ontology annotation, molecular function: ATP-dependent protein folding chaperone; ATP binding; ATP hydrolysis activity. Lineage: Eukaryota; Fungi; Basidiomycota; Tremellomycetes; Trichosporonales; Trichosporonaceae.